This is a messenger RNA of Rubroshorea leprosula, 2035 nucleotides long. The record is from the annotation of a GenBank genome assembly. NCBI's taxonomy places the organism in Eukaryota, Viridiplantae, Streptophyta, Magnoliopsida, Malvales, Dipterocarpaceae.
AGGGACAAAUGGUUGUAGCUGGUCUUCAGACUCUGGACUUUCUUAUAGACUUGCCUGGAUGAUUUUACUUGAAGUGCUGAAUAGAGAGCAUGAAAGCUUAGGUAUGGCACAGUGAAGUAGUAACUGACUGAUUACCAUGAAGAGAAAUCCUAUAAGCCUGACAAUAAGAGCAAAGCACUCAUAUGUGUCUAUUUGGAGGACACAUCACAAAGUUGGAAGGGUCUUUGCAGAAGCAACCCCAACAAUGUAGAAGAGACAGGGAGAAUUGAUGCGGCAAGUAAAAGAGUGUUUCUCGCGGCUUGUGACUCUCUACCCACUCUUGACGCCACAUACAUACCCUAGCUUGCAUAUGCUCUCCUCUCCUCAAAAUUAAAGGCACAUGAACACCAUGCCCUAGAAGAUAAGGGCCAAUGUGUCCUCACUCCUUAGGGAAUGAGGGCCAAAAUGGAGUUUAAGGGAGGCCCGUGGGCCCCGCAGGUUCUGAAGCAAUGUUAUUUGGGGUCACGUGGGAGCGUGGAAGCAAGGAAGGAAGGAACAAAACCCAAACUGCACAUGAAAACACAUUGAUGUUUGGGUUUCUUGACUGGCACGUGCGCAUGUGGCCUUCCUUUCUUUUUUAUUUAUGAGGGGAGGGGCUAUGUGGCGCACUUUUAGUGAUGACUUUUUGUGAUCCAACUUUUGGGUGCAUGUAUCCAUGCCACUUGCUGUCUCUAGAUCCGUCCAAAGUUAAAAUGAAAUGCAUUUUCCCCAAAAGGCCAAAACCUUGGCAAAAAUUUUAUAAAUUCCAAAACUAAACAGCAAUAGAUCCGUGUAUCCAAGGAUGUUAUCUUUUAAUUUGAUAAACAACUUUUAAGAUUGUUAUGGGUAGAUUCUUGGUCUAUAUGAUGCUUUUAUUUUUUGAUUUUCAAUCGGUGAUCAGUUACAUUACAAGUCUUUGACUCGAAAGACUACUCUAUCUUAUAUUGUUAAUGUUUCUCAUCCCAUGUAGAUGUCAUGACUUAAAUUGGCCACCAAUUAAGAGGUCAAUCCCUACUUACUAUAUUCUAAAAGUUGAGUUAGGCUUUCAUGAUGUUUGCUAAAGAUUAAUUACAAAAACUAAUCUUUGAUAGUUUAUAUUUGACAUUUAUGAGGAUGUCCUGUACAUCUCCCACCAUAUCAUAAGAAUGUCUUUCAUUUUCAUUUUUCUUAUGUGCUUAGUUAUUUUAUCUUGAUGAUGUUAUGGUUCCACUUUCUUUUUUGUGCAAACACUCUUGUGCAAUCCCUACUUACUAUAUUCUAAAAGUUGAGUUAGGCUUUCAUGAUGUUUGCUAGAGAUUAAUUACAAAAACUAAUCUUUGAUAGUUUAUAUUUGACAUUUAUGAGGAUGUCCUGUACAUCUCCCACCAUAUCAUAAGAAUGUCUUUCAUGUUCAUUUUUCUUAUGUGCUUAGUUUUUUUAUCUUGAUGAUGUUAUGGUUCCACACUCUUUUUUGUGCAAACACUCUUACUUAAAUGGUAAAUGUUUCCCAUGUUUUUAAAACGUGCAAUUAGAGGUGGAGACAACGGUUGAUUUGAAAGUUAGAAGUACAUGAUUGGAUUUCCUCAUAUCUGCAGCAGUAGCUUGAUGUCUUGUUUUUCUUGACCACAAUAUAAAACAAGUCUAUAUUCUCCCUUAAUCAUAUUGUUUUUCAUUGCAUGAACAGGAAAAAUCAGUGUUUAGGAAAUUAAGGAUGCAAGUUGAGGAGAUAAAGCCCUCCCCAGUAUCCAACACCAUGAGAAUGGUACAGCGACGAUGUGGUCACCAUCAACCACGAGGGCCGCUCAUGAUCAUAGUGUUGUUCUUCGUGUUGUGCCCAUGAUUUUUUCUUUAACUUUUCCUUUUUGAUUAAUUAACAAUUUUUAAUACACCAUGGGAAUCUAUGCUGUAAUGGGGUUUGUUUAAUUAUGCGUUACCUUAAUUAUUGUUUAAUGUAGUGUCCUUUUUGAAAAGAAACAAGAGAUCAGAAUAUUAUAUGCUGCUGCACAACUUGGCCUUAAAAUAAUGUUAGUAAAUUAUA